GCCUGUCAGGCAAGAUGUUCUCGGUCGCAUCGCAUAUAUUGUACGCCUGGGGCGCGACUUCACUUUUCUCGCAGCCACCGGUGAGCUUGCAUGAGCUACUUCUUUCGCGAUGGCACCCAAAACCUUCUUCCUGGCAGCAACUGCCCUGGUCUGGCCAGCAAUCACCCGUGCUUAUACUCUCAAGGACAACUACACCGGCAACAGUUACCAAGACUUCUUCAGCAAAUUCACCUUCUGGACCGGGGCCGAUCCGACCAACGGUCAUGUGCACUAUGUCGACGAAACCUCAGCCUGGAGCAACGGCUUCAUCGGCAACGGGGGUAGCAUCUAUCACGGGGUGGACAACACCAACAAGGUCGGCAAUGAGGGUAGCAAGAGUGUCCGGCUGACCAGCAAGAUAGCCUACAGCCCAGGGACUCUCAUCGUGGCGGAUAUCGCAUAUAUGCCACAAGUGUGCGGCACCUGGCCAGCCUUCUGGAUGACCGCCGCCUCCGACGACUGGUUAAAAAAUUAG
Molecule: messenger RNA, 514 nt
Organism: Aspergillus aculeatus ATCC 16872
Lineage: Eukaryota; Fungi; Ascomycota; Eurotiomycetes; Eurotiales; Aspergillaceae
Exons: 2
Coding region: 110-514 (134 amino acids)
Biological process (GO): glucan catabolic process
Source: RefSeq, a predicted model, not a curated record